Linnemannia hyalina is the source of this 678-nucleotide messenger RNA. The record is from the annotation of a GenBank genome assembly. NCBI's taxonomy places the organism in Eukaryota, Fungi, Mortierellomycota, Mortierellomycetes, Mortierellales, Mortierellaceae.
AUGGGCGCCCGCGACGGUUUCUCUGCCUUGGCUUGGCUCGUUGCGGUUAACCGCUACUUCAACCUUGCUAAAAUACGUGAUACUGAACAGAACCCCCACGCUCUCUCACACUUGGACAUACCUGGCCCUGUCCGUUGGUUUGAUGGGUGUGGGCUCCCUGAUACCUGCAACUUCAAGACCGAGUUUACCCCUACUUUCAAGCUAGAGUACAUUCCCACCAGCUUUGCAGGUGCCUGUCGUCGACACCUCACCAACCUUCGCAUGACCACCAACUUCUCGACCUACUUGACUACAUUCAUGGAACUUUUGGGUGCCCUCCUUGGUUAUGCUUCCACCGAUGCUGCCAAGGCGACCGUCAACGAGUUCGCCCAAACAUCCUUUAUCGACAACUGCCCUCUGGUCCUUCAACAGAUGAUCGAAGGACACAUUAUCCAAAGCUCCGAUAUCACCCACGUCCAGAUUUUUCAAUGCGCCCAAGAGAUGGACCGUAUUUACUCGUUCAAACCUAAUACCGGCUCCAAGACCAACUCGUCCGCCAUCGCUCCCCUCCCCAUUAUUUCUUCUCUUGCCUCAUCUUCUUACUCCGCUCAAACCACUCCCAUGGAAAUCGAAAACAUCCAGAUCACCAUCAACAAUAUUAACCAAAGAUUCAAUCGCCUAGAGAUAAAUAUGGGUUAA